Messenger RNA from Morus notabilis, 1604 nucleotides. RefSeq names its product DNA-directed RNA polymerases I and III subunit RPAC1. Gene Ontology annotation, biological process: DNA-templated transcription. The coding region runs from base 241 to 1476 and encodes 411 amino acids. The record is from RefSeq and is a predicted model, not a curated record. Gene Ontology annotation, molecular function: DNA binding; protein dimerization activity. Gene Ontology annotation, cellular component: RNA polymerase III complex; RNA polymerase I complex. The transcript has 9 exons. NCBI's taxonomy places the organism in Eukaryota, Viridiplantae, Streptophyta, Magnoliopsida, Rosales, Moraceae.
CCUCCAAAAUUUAUGGUGUGAAUGUUGUUGUCAAACAGGGUUUUAGGGGAGGGCUCGUAGCAGUCCUAAGGCCCAUCUUCCCCUUUUCCCUUUUCCCUGACCCUUGUUUCUCGCUCCUCCCAACUUAAACCCUAAACCCCAAGUAUUUCAACCAGAAAAAAGUGAAACCUUUGGAACCCCAGAAACACAAUCAACAACCUAGGGAGAGAGUGAGAGAGGAGAGAGGGGAGAGAGAGUGCAAUGGCGGGACGAGGAGUGAAGCAGCAAACAAUGUCGGAAAGCACGUUGGAGACAGAGACAGAGACAGAGACAGAGACAGGGACAGAGUCAGAGUCGUCGUCUGUGGAUCCGAAAGGAGGCGGAGGGCUUAGAUGGCUUGAGAAGCUUUCGGACGUUCCGAUGGGAAAACUGCCUCCCCAUCUCGAGUUCCAGAGGACCCAUGUCGAAUGCAAGGCUGAUGCUCCCCUUCAUACCGAUACUAUACAGUAUUCUGGUGCCUACGCAUCGUUAGGAGUUGACAAUAGUGUACGGAUGGACAGUUUCUGUGAUAAUUUCAGAGUUGAAGUGAUGCGGUUAACAGAGGAUGACAUGGAGUUUGAUAUGAUUGGUAUCGAUCCAGCACUUGCCAAUGCGUUUCGGAGAAUCCUUAUAUCCGAGGUGCCAACAAUGGCUAUUGAAAGAGUUCUUAUUGCAAAUAAUACAUCAGUCGUCCAAGAUGAGGUGCUUGCCCACAGGUUGGGUCUCAUUCCAAUCAACGUUGACCCUAGAUUGUUCGAAUUUGCAGGAAAUAAUACUCCGAAUGAGAAGAAUACUAUUGUCUUUAAACUCCAUGUUCGUCGAAAGCCAAAUGAACCGAGUUCAGUAAAAUCAAAUGAAUUGAUUUGGUCACCAAAAGGGAGUGAAUUUCUUUUGGCAUCAGAAGAUUCUAAGUCAGCAGAUACAUCCUCGAAACCAAGAACGUACACGUCAUUCACUUGUAGACAAGACUCCCUGCCAGAAUUUUCCAACAACGCAAUCAAGGUCAUGGAAAAUAUUCUCAUUGCUAAACUUGGUCCUGGUCAGGAAAUUGAACUGGAAGCGCAUGCUGUCAAAGGAAUUGGUAAAACACACGCUAAAUGGUCCCCGGUGGCUACUGCUUGGUAUAGGAUGCUUCCCGAGGUUGUACUUUUGCAAGAGGUUGAAGAUGAGGCUGCAGAGGAACUUAAAGCUAAAUGCCCGGUUGGCGUCUUUGAUAUUGAAGACAUUGGCAAAGGUAGGAAAAGGGCAACCGUAGCCCGACCUCGAGGUUGCACACUUUGUAGGGAAUGCAUUAGAGGGGGUCAACAAUGGGAAGAUCGUGUUUCGCUGCGUCGCCGCAAAAAUCACUUUAUAUUUAACAUUGAAUCAACCGGAGCUUUGCCUCCAGAAGUGCUAUUUACCGAAGCCGUGAAGAUUUUGGAAGACAAAUGCGAACGAGUGAUUGCUGAUCUUUCAUGACGGUUUGCUGUUGAUCUCCUUAAUACCAAAAUCUAGUGUUAAAGGAUUUAUUGGCUUGAUAAAAAAUACUUCUGUACAAGGAUAUGUUUUAUGUUGAUGCAAUCAAGAAAAGGGUCAUUUUUUCUUCA